AUGGCCGGAGAAGGCUACCAGUUCUUCCGCAGCGUAACGGAUUUAGGGGCUGAUUUAGGGGCUGAUUCCACGGGCAAAAGUGACGCUUCAGAAGCAAUCAAUGCAGCAGUUAGUAGCUGGAAUGCCGAGCCUACGGGUGGUGACAGCGCUCGCCGCGGCGAAGAAUGCGGUAACACGUUCACGCAGGGCGCCAUCGUCUACUUCCAGUCGGGCACCUACAAACUCUGUACGCCAGUGAUCCAGCUCAAUUAUACACAGUUUAUCGGCGAUGCGAACGACCCGCCCACCAUCAAGGGAUGUGAGAUAUUUCAAAGAAUUGCGCUGGUUGACACGGAUCCAUAUUGUGCCCCCUGCGACGACCUGGGGUUGCAUACUGUCGGGUCUUCAGUGAGUUCUGGGAUAGUGACAGGCUCCGGCGAGACUGGAUGCAACUCUUUCAACAAUGCCCUGCUGGCCGAGGUUGUGGUCGAGCAGUCAGAUCAGAGUCACAUCAUCUAUCUAUAUGACAAUGCCGACUGUAGCAUACCGUAUGUUUACAAUUGCACCUAUCUCGACUACACCUCGGCAAGUCCCAGCGGCGGCCCUGGAGGUGUAGAAGAUGUCUACCUGGGCCUCGGGUCCAACUCCAAUCAUUACAGACCGUUCCUCUCGCAUAGCGUCCAGUCGCCACACAAGGUGACUGACGAUGAGAAUAUGGCAGCAGCGACCAGUGGUAGUGAUGAGCUGGGUUAG
Truncatella angustata is the source of this 732-nucleotide messenger RNA. RefSeq names its product pectate lyase superfamily protein-domain-containing protein. Lineage: Eukaryota; Fungi; Ascomycota; Sordariomycetes; Amphisphaeriales; Sporocadaceae. The record is from RefSeq and is a predicted model, not a curated record. Bases 1 to 732 code for a protein of 243 amino acids. The transcript has 3 exons.